Messenger RNA from Colius striatus (speckled mousebird), 1992 nucleotides. RefSeq names its product follistatin like 3 (gene FSTL3). The transcript has 5 exons. Gene Ontology annotation, molecular function: activin binding; protein binding. Lineage: Eukaryota; Metazoa; Chordata; Aves; Coliiformes; Coliidae. Gene Ontology annotation, biological process: multicellular organism development; negative regulation of activin receptor signaling pathway; cell differentiation. Bases 72 to 812 code for a protein of 246 amino acids. The record is from RefSeq and is a predicted model, not a curated record.
GCCUCACAGGCAACAGGUCGCCGGAGCGUCCCGGCCCCGUCCCGGCCCCGUCCCGCCGCCCCGGCCCGGCCAUGCCGCUGCGGCUGGCUCUCUGCCUGCUCGCCCUCUUUAGCCCCGCCGCCGCGCACGGUGGGAUCUGUUGGCUGCAGCAGGGGAAGGAGGCCAAGUGCACCAUGAUCCUGAAGACGGGUGUGACGUGGGAGGAAUGCUGUGCCAACGGCAACGUGGAUGUGGCUUGGUCUAAUUACACCUACCCAGGCAACAAGAUCAGCCUGCUGGGCUUCCUGGGGCUGGUGACUUGCCACCCCUGCAAAGAGAGCUGUGAGGGGGUGGUGUGUGGCCCUGACAAGGUGUGUAAGAUGAAGCAUGGGCGGCCCCAGUGUGCCUGUGCCCCCGACUGCUCCAGCCUGCCCCGCAAGCUGCAGGUCUGUGGCUCUGACGGCUACACCUACCGAGAUGAGUGUGACCUGCUGACAGCCAAGUGCAGAGACCACCCCGACCUCGAGGUCAUGUACCAGGGCAAAUGCAAAAAGUCCUGCUCCAGCGUGGUAUGUCCCGGCACCCACACCUGCGUGGUCGACCAGACGGGCAGUGCCCACUGUGUGAUGUGCCGCACUGCCCCGUGCCCAGAACCUACCAGCUUGGAUCGUGCCCUGUGUGGCAACAACAACGUCACCUACCCCUCAGCGUGCCACCUCCGGCGGGCCACGUGCCACCGCGGCCGCUCCAUCGGCGUGCGCCACUACGGCAGCUGCACGGCUGUGGCCAAGUUCUCCCCGGAGAUGGACAACGCAGAGGAGAACUACGUGUGAAUCCUCCCUGGGUGCCAGGCUGGACCCAGGAGACAGGGGCAUUAUUGUGUAUAUUGUACAAACCAUAUACCUGAUAUUUAUUAAGAUAAAGAAACAAAAAAGAACCUUAUUUAUACCUGUGUAUGUUAUGCAGUCGUAGGAGGGGCUGAUUCCCAGCUGGGCAGCAGGGGAGGGGAUGCUCUCAAUGCCCACCCAGUGCCCUCUCCCAGCCCUUCCUCACCACUGAGGGGCUUUUGGGCUGCUGCACAUUGGGCCCCCCACCUCCCCCAUCCCCCCCCCAACGUGUCCUUUGGCCAGCAGCCCUGGGCCUAAUUAUUUUUGGAUUGAAUUCUUGGUACUCUGCUGAUGUUCCUGGCUGGGAGCUCGAGGUCUAAAGGGAAUCUGUGCUUUGGAUCUUCCCUGGAGGGGCUCAGCCUCAGCUGCCAGCAGCAGGGAAGGCAGCACAGUGCUGCAUCAUCAUACUGGAGACAGAUAUCUAUUGAUACAUAUAUAUUAAUAUAUGUUUUGUUCUCCUAAAGUUUCAGCACGUGGAUGUUCAGAGGGAUUUUAGUUCAGAUCAGGCUCCCACCCACCUCCAGAGGCGAUGCCAGGGCAAUGGUGCCACUACAGCCCAUGGGAGCCUUGGCAGGGGGGCACAACCAUCCCCACAGCCCCCCCUCCCUGAGCCCACCGCUGCUGCAGCUGCCCAUCUCCAGCUUGCACAGAGCCUUCUUCAUCCCCUUCUUCCCAAACCUCUUUGAAAGCAGCUGUGUGCUGCUUUUUGAGGGAGGCUCAGCUCCCAAAUCCACUUGUGGGGACACAGGGCCAGGAUGGCAAAGGGGGACAGGAGAAGAGUGAUGGCCCUGGUUGGCCCCCAACAGCCCCACUCCCCCUCACCAGUGUGACCCAGCCCCUUCCAGCUCUGUCCACACCCUCUGUAUUUAUUUUUACUUCUCAUGUUGUGUGUUGUCACCUGUGUAAAUACCAUCUCAUCUCUGACACUGAGAAGUUACUGCCUUUAUAUAAAUAUCAUAUAUAUAUUAUAUAUAUAUAUAUAUAUAAAUACCCUAUUUUCUAUUUUUGUAUGGUUGCAUUCUGAUCCCUGAGGCAGAUGCUGUGGGAACACACACAUUUCCUACUGCAUAUUGUUGAGGGGCAUUUUACAGCUGUGUUACAAAUGUGGAUUAUAAUUAAACCAAGA